GUGUAUUCUGACACUUUCACAAAGUUGACACACGGUGUAUUCUGACACUUUCACAAAGUUGACACACGGUGUAUUCUGACACUUUCACAAAGUUGACACGCGGUGUAUUGGCCACCUCGAGGGCCAGCCUGCGCACAGUUGCCAGGCAAGACAUAAAAGGGCCGACAUCGAGAGGUUUGGUCAGACGUCUCCAAAUCUCCGUGUGGUCAAGGUAGAGUGACGAUGGUGUGCGCCUCUUUCUACCUCAUCUACCUCAUGUGCGAUAUGUGGGUUAUACCCGGAGCAGCAAAACCUAGCGACCUCCCACUCCUAUACCAGCCGUCACACUGGGCUCCAAGUCUAGCCAGCGCCACCACCACCACCUCACCACCCUCCUCCUCCUACAGCCACAGGCAGGAGAGAGCCGGGAGAGACGAGGUCGCCGCCCUCCUGACGCUGUUGACCCUUGACCUCCCGCAACCCAACCUCUACCUCCUCCACGACCAGUCCUUCCUCGGCGCGGAGGAGGUGUUGGGAGGCUUCCAGCAGGCCUCAGGGAGGCCCGUGACGGUGCUGAGGCUCUUCCAGGGGCACGACUCCCAGGGGCACGACUCCCAGGGGCACGACGACCUCUCCCUGCUGCAAGAGGCUCUCACCCUCCCACAGACGCACUCAGGCUUCAAGCACUUCCUUGUCCUCUGCUCGCUCAAACACACUCUCAGUGUCUUCCAAUAUGUGCGGGAGAAGCAGCUGGAGUCCCCGAGGCUGUGGUGGCUGGUGGUGGUGGUGGAACCUGAAGCACCAGACACCCUGCAGCACCAGCUGUGGGAGGGAUCACUGGUGACGCUGGCGGUGAGGACCACACCCACCACCUACACCCUCAUGACCUCCAGGGUGGCCGCCUCCUCUGGCCUCCCUAGGUUGGAGGCCAUCGGCACCUGGGAAGUGGGCCCAGGAGGCCCCAGAGGACACCUGACGGAGCCGCUCCUGCCGGACCCCAACACGCUCUACGGGAACAUGGGCGGCCGUCAGCUGGUGGUGUCAGCCAAUGCUGACUGGCCCUUCUUCGGCCUCAAGCCCCUUCCUGGCGGAGGCGUUCAACCGGACUCCGGCAUCGAUAUCCAAAUUAUGAACACGUUGGGACAGUUUCUAAAUUUUACGUACCGUGUAGUGUCGCCCGCCGACGGCCAAUGGGGAGGGCCGCUUCCAGACGGCAGCGUCUCUGGUUUGAUAGGACAGGUGGCGCGCAGGGAGUCCCACCUCGCCAUCUGCGAACUCACUAUUACGGCGAACAGGGAGACAGUGGUGGACUUCACGACUCCAUACUACCUGGAGACUGUCACUCUGGUGUCCCGGGCGCCUGCCGAGAAGAGCAGAGCUUUUGCUGUCUUCUCCACCUUCACCACAGAGGUUUGGGUGUGCAUCCUGGCGUCAACAGUGGCUGUUGGACCAUUGGUGAGCGUGGUGGGGCGUGUUGUGGCUCUCUAUACUGAGCGUCCUCCCCAUCGACAGCUGCCAGAGUAUUCCUUCCAUGUGUUCCGUAGUCUGGUGUCUCAGGGCAACCUCCUCCGACCCUCAAACUGGCCACACAGGCUUCUCUUCUUCUGCUGGUACCUCUUCUGCUUCUACAUCUAUGCACUGUACUCGGGCACCUUGACGGCUGUGCUGGCCUCACCCACCUAUGAGAAGCCCAUUGAUGGACUGGUAGACCUGCCCAAGGCGGCGGCAGAAGGCUACACCAUUGGUACCACCAGUGACUCCAGCCUCGAAUUUAUCUUCAAGGAGGCGACGGAGGGCAUCUACAAGCAGGUGUGGCAGCUGUUCAACCACAAGGACCGCUCCAAGAGCUUCUUCAGGAGCCCCGAACAGGGCUUUGCUAAGAUCCUGGUGGAGAAGAUAGUGGUGGUCAACGCCCAGCUCAACUCCGAGGUGCGGGCUGCCCAGCACGGCCGAGAGAGCUACCACAUGGCCCGCAACACCUUCUACCCCCAGGCUUAUGGCAUCGCCUGCAACAAAGGCUCUCCUUUCCUUCCCAAAUUUAACCAAAUGCUGAGACGAAUAACAGAAGCUGGGCUCAUCAUGCGAUGGAAGGAGCAGGAGAUAAGCAAGAUCUCUGGCAGGUCUCCCUCACGAAGGGGCCUUUCCUCGGACAGGGGGCCUUCAGCCAUCACAAUGAAACAUCUACAAGCGGCAUUCUUUGUGCUGUUGUUGGGGCUUGUGGUGGGGCUGUUGAUGCUGGGAGCUGAGGCUGCCCUCAGUAUGUUGUGGUUACCCAAGACUCUGCACCAGGAAGCACAUCCAUCUCAAGCAUGGUUCCCUCAUCAGUGGUGAGGCACAGAGUCCAUACAUGAAGAAUCUCUGAGGCACAAGUUCUUCAAUGACCGUAAAGUGAAGAGUGUACCUGCCUGUGUUGUGAGUCAAUCUCUGAACCCUCCAGAUGGGAGGCAUGGUACCUGCCUGUGUCAUAACCCUCCAUCUGUGAACCCUCAAAAUAUCAGGCCUAGUACCAAAAUCUUGUGUAAUACAAACUGUGGAUCUCUUGUUGAAGUCACAGAUUUCUCAUACAAUGUUGCAGUUCAUAAUGUUUAAUUAAACCCUUGUCAUAUGCUUCAACAUACCAGUACUUUGUCAACUUUCUAACAAUGAACUGAUGAGAAAGAUAAUUACUGUACAUGUGCACAGUUCUAUAUGGCACUGCUGUACAUGUGCACAGUUCUAUAUGGCAUUGCUGUACAUGUGCACAGUUCUAUAUGGCACUGCUGUACAUGUGCACAGUUCUAUAUGGCACUGCUUACAAAACUAUAUUGAUAUUUCCUAGAAAUAUGUAACUCUGAUGACCUGACACUGGAUAUAUUAAUUUUCAUAUUUUGUAAAAUAUUUAUACCAAGGCAGCACCAAGAAUUGUGCAUGGUGUUCAAAGAAUGUGUCAAGCAAAAUGUCUGUAUAGAGGUCAGUUGUACAUUUAGUAGCAUGUCAGAUGUUAUCACAGCUUCAAUACAACUUGGCUACAAGUAUCUCUGGCAGUUAGGCAGGUAUGGGGUUACAAGUAUCUCUGGCAGUUAGGCAGGUAUGGGGUUACAAGUAUCUCUGGUAAUUCAGCUUGCACAUGGAGAUCUAGAUGCCAUGAUAUGCAAAGUAAUAGCAAUAAUAAUUCAUAGUCGGGGGGACAGGAAGCCAGAGCGUGUUCAUACAUGUUAGGCUUAUAUCAAGGUCUCCCCACAAGGUCAAGUGUCUGGACAAAGACAGGGAGACACACACACACUGGAGUGUUACAUCUUACAUUGGGUGAAAAUUGGCAAAUCAUUUGAUUGAAAAUUACCCAUAUAUCAUUCUUGAAUUGUGUCCAUGUUUUGUUUUUAGUAGAUUCAAAAUAAUAUAAAUAUUACUACUACCCAGUAAUAUUCAAUAUUGAAAACUGUUAAAUAUUACCAUAAUCAAUCACUCUUCACACAAUGAAGAUAAGAGUAUCUAUCUUAAAAAUAAUGAGCUCUGCAAAGAUGCCCAACUUUGACCAACAACUCGAAGAACAACUCGCCUAAGGAAUCUGAUAUAAGAAAUGUUAGCUGAAGAAUCACCUCCAAUAAUUACUGCACCUGGUAGCCGUCACGUUAGGCACAUGUAUCGGACAGCAACGGUAUACUCAAACUGGGCUCGCGUACAUAAAGGAGAGGGAUGAGAAUUAGGUCAAUGUGCAAUAACAAUUUAUUGAAUAUCAUGUCAGCCAUUAAGUUUUAAAUUCCUGCAUGAAGGAAAAAUGACAAUUUAAAAUGCAAUGCUUAUUAAACAACUUGAAGAAUGAAAAUGGUUCUAAAAUUAAUUCAUAUAAGAUUAGCUGAGAGUCCGAAAAGGUUCCCAUGAAUUUAAGCAACAUUUUCUUUAAUAACUUAAGGUGGAAAUUUUAUAUCAGGAUCCUGAUAAAAAGUAAAAUAAUUAUACAGUACACUAAUGUCUAUUAAUUCCCAAAUGUUCAGUAACAC
Procambarus clarkii (red swamp crayfish) is the source of this 3956-nucleotide messenger RNA. The record is from RefSeq and is a predicted model, not a curated record. NCBI's taxonomy places the organism in Eukaryota, Metazoa, Arthropoda, Malacostraca, Decapoda, Cambaridae.